AUGUCUGACAACGAUCGUGAGCUCGUUCUCGUUGAGAAACGUUGGACACGAGCCUCGGAGCACAACAAACAGUCAAAUAAGGACGACCGGAGGCUCUUCAAGAGGCCCCUGAAGGGCUCAGCCGAUUCCUGGUCCGUUAGGGAAACUCCAAGAGACAAAAAUCAGGAGAAAAGCUUUGAGAUGCUCUAUUAGAACAUGUAAAAAAAGUAGAGGCUACUGAAAUGUUUUUUGGAAUAAAGUUGUGAAGGAGAAGCAAUCUGCAGCUCAAAAAAACAUCACAAAAAUAAGAGACAUUUUUAAAAAAUGACAAAAACGCAACAGUAAGACAGGGGCUUUUUUUGCUAUUUGUUCAAAAGGAAAGUUUUAAAAAUUCUUGAAAAGUUGGAAUAAAUUUGAUGGUAGGAAAAACUGAAAAAAACUUCUGCUAGCCAAAGAAAAAUACUGUAGUCCUAAAAUCCAGCGUUCGCCACUCAAUUUUUAGAAAAAAAGUGCUGUAUUUCAGCGACUAGGAAAAAAAUUGGCUCGAAAAAAAUUAAAAAAAUGAGUGAAAAAGAAAUAAAGUGAAGGUCUUUCUAAAAUUGAAGUUUGAAUAAACGAUAUCUGAGAGAAAGGUUGCUGCAAAGAUCUUUUCCUUAUUUUUAAAAAAAGCUUUACUUCCCCAGAAAUAAAAUUUAUCUUAUCUAAAUUUUUUUAAAGUACAAGUUUUUAGAGAGGCGAAUGAUGAAGCUUUAUUCAUCCUAGCAGAUCGCUAUGAUAAAAUGAAUCUACGAAGAAACUGCAGCGAAUCCGUGCCAAAAAAUCGGUAGGAACUCGAAAAAUUGUCAGGAAUCGAGAUAUAUUCGAAGAAACCAUAAUCUCUGAGCGGAGGUUGUCGCCGGGAGGAACUUCAGAUCAGUUGUAAGGAAAAGUCUAUUAGAUAUUCAUGCAGUUCGGAACGUGAGGAUUUUCCUGAUCAGACUAUUAUCAAUGAACUCGUGGGCCGAAAAGUACGUCGACGAAAACGAGAGGAAGUGUUUGAUUUUGGGGGUAUUGGGUUGGAGUCGAAAUGGAGAAAUCGAGGCGAUCCGCCGAUGUCGAUGCUAUUUCGAGGAGAGGCCGUCUGUGUGUGUGUGUACAACUCCCUUCGUUCGUACAUUCAGAAAACAGCGACGGUCCGACCGAGGGACUCACGAACCGCGGCUGUGUACACAGUCGUCGCGGAGAGCCCCGUAUAACUGUCCGUUUUUUUCUUCCUUCUGCUGCCUAUUUUCAUCCAAUUUCCCCCUAUUUCAGCUCCACGUCAUCUCCUCCGACGUGUUGGAGUCGUGUGCUGAGGCUUUCAAGUUUUCUGAGGACCCGAAGAGCUCGAAAAAAAAGACAGUCGACUUUUUCUUUUGA
This is a messenger RNA of Caenorhabditis auriculariae, 1377 nucleotides long. The record is from the annotation of a GenBank genome assembly. NCBI's taxonomy places the organism in Eukaryota, Metazoa, Nematoda, Chromadorea, Rhabditida, Rhabditidae.